Molecule: messenger RNA, 838 nt
Organism: Branchiostoma floridae (Florida lancelet)
Lineage: Eukaryota; Metazoa; Chordata; Leptocardii; Amphioxiformes; Branchiostomatidae
Product: mammalian ependymin-related protein 1-like
Exons: 6
Coding region: 76-660 (194 amino acids)
Biological process (GO): cell-matrix adhesion
Cellular component (GO): lysosome; extracellular region
Molecular function (GO): calcium ion binding
Source: RefSeq, a predicted model, not a curated record
UCAGAGCCAAAGGGUCCAAGGUCAACAUUUGCACAAUCCUUGUGACGCCUCCAUUGUAGAACUGGACCUCGCAGCAUGAAGACCCUCCUACUUUUCGCCGCCGUCUGCGUAGCUGUGACCUACAGCCAAGUGCUGGAGCCAUGCAUGGCACCGGAUCUCUGGGAGGCCCGCGUCUCAAGGAUUGACCCAGAAAAGCGCUUCUCCGAGCGCGCUAGGAUGUCCUACGACGCCACCAACAGGCGCGUGCGCAGGAUCGAGGAAGUCAACCUACUUGAGGACAAAGAGUUCUACGAUGUGCUGUACAUUCACAACACCGAGCCUGGCACUGAGUACCGUCUUAACCUGAAGACGAAGGAGUGUCAGAAGAGGGAGAUGUCCAACGCCUGGCGUCCCUUCCAAGUCCCUCCGAACUCCACCUUCCUGGGUGAGAGCUACAUCGGGACCGGCGCGGUGCCAGGGGCAGGCGUGCUGACGGAGCUUUGGUCCAAUACCUUUGAGGACGGAGACAAGUACUUUGGUGUCUACACCGUGGAGGGGUGCAUUCCCAUCCAAGAGGAAUUCUACAGCAACCGCACUGGCCUUGUCUCUACAUUCUUCUUUGACGUGACAGCCGGCAUCUCCGACCCAAACGUCUUCAUCCCACCGAGAGAAUGCAUGUAGUUAGUUACUACCCGCGUUAGCUUGUCGUGAAGUCUACACAGAUUCCAUUACAUAACAGAAUCAGUUUCAUUGUAAAUUCUGCUGUUUUUACGUUCAUGAACAUCAACGUGAUGUAAUUUUACGUUCGAUGUGGAUUGUUCUGUAAACGUUUCAUGCUUCUAUAAAUGAUUGUUCUUUC